Molecule: messenger RNA, 906 nt
Organism: Trypanosoma brucei brucei TREU927
Lineage: Eukaryota; Euglenozoa; Kinetoplastea; Trypanosomatida; Trypanosomatidae
Exons: 1
Coding region: 1-906 (301 amino acids)
Biological process (GO): chromatin remodeling; regulation of DNA-templated transcription
Cellular component (GO): nucleus; chromatin
Source: RefSeq, a predicted model, not a curated record
AUGUCCGAUACUACUAGAAGAGUGAAGCUGCUAUGGACUCGCGUGAGGCGUAAAUAUUUGGAAGUGCACCACUACCUUGACACAAGCUUUUAUAAGCAGUGCCGAAGUAUCCUACAUGUGGUAAUGGAUCUAGACAGGGACGGGAUAUUUGCCCGCGACCCCUCCAAGCUACCGGACUACCGGAUGAUUAUUUCGCACCCAAUGUGGUGGGACCUCAUUAAGGCUCGCCUCACAAGAUAUGAGUACACAUCCCCAUCUGCAUUUAUCAAUGACAUGCGUCUCGUCGUUCAAAAUUGCUACGACUAUAAUAGAGAGGAAUCACCCUUCUCCACCUUGGCACGCCGAAUUGAAAUUGCAAUGGAGGACCUUUUCGUCACGGAGCUCUCCCUCGACCCACCUGAUCCACGUGAGGUGUUGAGGCUUGGUGGAAGUGCAAGUAAGUCUCACGGUCGACAACUAUGGGAGAUAAUAUGCCGUUACGAGGGAUGCAAAAGGGGUGAAACACCCAAACACCAGCAGAUCAGACCCGCUGAACUGAAGUGUGCAACGCGCCGCCGCCUCAUAAUGGAAUUACGCCGCUUAUCGGCCAAAGCAAGAGGAGGCACUCACGGUGGCCGGUCCGAAAAGGCAGCGAGUGCCCAACGUGCACAACCGCCUGCUUCUUCCUCACGGCGUCCGGAGAAAGCGAAGUUCCCUACACGAAGCAUUCUGGAAACAGAUGAUGACGUUCACUUCAGAGAAGAGCAAAACGUUCCACAGGAGCCACCAAGGAAAGAGCCACGCCUCGAGCGCGUGCCGCAGAACGAACGCGCUGGCUUUUCUUCUUUCGCCUUACUUAGUCCUGUAGAAUUCGACGAAGGCUCAGAUGAGGUACAAUUCAACGAAGAGGCGAGGGUGGAAAACUGA